Messenger RNA from Paramormyrops kingsleyae, 2715 nucleotides. RefSeq names its product tyrosyl-tRNA synthetase 2, mitochondrial (gene yars2). Gene Ontology annotation, molecular function: tyrosine-tRNA ligase activity; ATP binding; RNA binding. Gene Ontology annotation, cellular component: cytosol; mitochondrion. Gene Ontology annotation, biological process: tyrosyl-tRNA aminoacylation. The record is from RefSeq and is a predicted model, not a curated record. Lineage: Eukaryota; Metazoa; Chordata; Actinopteri; Osteoglossiformes; Mormyridae.
UGUCUGUAAAUAUCCAGCUGUCUCCAUUAUGUGUAAACUUCCAUCCAAAUCUAAAAUAUACUCGCUAACCUCCAGUAUGUGUAAAUAUUCAGCUAUAGUCAGUAGAUGGCGCAUUUCUUUCCUUACUUGCCGCCAUGAAUAUGACGCAAACGCAACGCCCCCUUCUUGGGUCAAAAUGGCGCUCCCCAUAGUGGUGGUGUGCUGGCGUGUUAGUACGUGUAGAUCACGAUAUUUACUGACAAAGGUCAGCACGGGUUCCUCAUUUAGCACCAGGUUACACUCCUCUGCCAAUGACGGAGACGGACUCUUAUCGGCGCUGAGCAGACGGGGUGUUUUAAAGGACGCCUUCCCUGAAUCGGCCGCCCAGGUUCAGCUUCCUCAGCUGCUCCUGGCCGGCCCGCAGUGCGUGUACUGCGGCUUCGACCCCACCGCGGACAGCUUACAUGUGGGGAACUUACUGGCCAUCAUCGGGCUGCUGCAUUUCAGAAAGGCUGGCCAUGAUGUCAUCGCGCUGGUCGGCGGCGCUACGGCGAGUAUCGGAGAUCCCAGCGGCAAGACCGCCGAGAGGGAGCGGCUGUCCUCGGAGGUUAUCGAGAGCAACAUCGCGGGCAUACGACAGAAUCUGGAGUGCAUUUUCACCAACCAUGAACUGUACUUCUGCCAGAACUCUCCCAAGCUCGGCACGGUGACCGUACUGGAUAACGACAGCUGGUACCGGAGGUGGAACAUGAUCUCUUUUCUAUCUGAAGUAGGGAGGCACUUCCGCAUGGGCACCAUGCUGAGCAGGCACAGCGUGCAGACCCGGCUGAAAAGCCCGGAGGGCAUGAGCCUCACAGAGUUCUCUUACCAGGUUUUCCAAGCUUACGACUUUUAUCACCUAAACCAACAGUACAAUUGCAAGAUUCAGCUCGGAGGGACCGACCAGCUGGGUAACUUGAUGUCUGGACACGAAUUUAUUCACAAGGUGACCGGACAAGAAGUGUAUGGCCUCACUGUUCCUCUGGUAACCAGUUCAGCUGGAGACAAGCUGGGUAAGACGGCAGGCAACGCCGUGUGGCUGAACAGGGACAGGACAUCACCCUUUGACCUGUACCAGUACUUUCUCCGGCAGCCUGACGCCAGUGUGGGCAGGUACCUGAGGCUCUUCACCUUUCUCCCUCUGGCUGAGGUGGACCACGUGAUGGAGCAGCAACAGCGGGACCCAGGGAGGCGGCCCGCGCAAAGACGCCUGGCUGCAGAGGUCACCAAGUUAGUCCACGGCAAAGAAGGCCUGGAGAGUGCCAAGAGGUGCACCAACGUGCUCUACCAUAACAGCCUGCAGGCCCUGGAGCAGAUGAGUGAUGCAGAGCUACAGGAGCUCUUCAAAGAGGCCCCUUUCCUAGAGAUGCUUAUUGAACCUGGGACCACAGUGCUGGAAGCGUGCAGACAGGCCAAGGCCAUCCCUGAUGGGGCCAGGGGGUACAGCAUGGUGUCAGAGGGAGCCGUGUGGAUCAACCAUAACUGCGUUCACAACCCCGAGCAGGUGCUGAUCAGGGGACAGCACAUCCUGACCAAUGGACUAACCCUUCUCCGGGUGGGAAAGAGGAACUAUUAUAUCCUGAAGUGGCUGGGCCUCUGACGUGCCAGGCCCUCUAAAACUUUCUACACAAUGCUACAUGAUUCUCCAGAGUGUGAGAGUACCCUGAAAUUAUGCAGAAUAAUAAAGAGUCACAGAUAAUUUGGACACUAUUUUUUUCUUGCUGUGAACAUGAGCAUUAUCCUUUUGUAAAAUAUAUUUAAUGUGUAACUAUUUAAUGGGUCACGUUGUGCUUUAUCUUCUCUGGAAUUAUAGACUAAGUACUUUUUUAUCCAGUUAUAGCUGGAUAUUUUAUUCGGGCAUUUGAGGUUCAAUAUAUUGCAUAAGGGAUUAAGAUCAUGGCCAUCCUGGCUGUUCCUGGGAGUUGAGCCUGUGACCUUCACAUUAGGACCCCUGCUGGUCAUCUGUGUUCCUUUUCCUGCUGGGGGGGUUCCUUGAGAGAAACAUGACAAACCCCUGGAAUCCUCGGUGUGUGCAGAUAUUUGUAACAAUAGAAUGCUUAAAUGACGCUACAUGAUUGAGUUGUUGAUCGAAUUGUGACCCUGAUUUUAUUAUAUUUUGGGGUGACAUUUUUAAUCCUUUGUUUGCUCUUCCUGCUAUCUAUUGAUACAAUUUCUUUAACUCUGAAAAUACAUAAAUAUUUAAAGGAGUCAUUUAAUUAGUUACUUAUUUACCAAUUGAAUUAUCCUGUUGAAGUAUUUGUAGUGUUUCUCAUCUAGAUCACUGAUUUGCAAAAACAAGUAUUAGCAGGAUCCUGAUAUUGUAAUUGUCAGGUUUUGAUUAGUAUUGACAAGAUUAUUAGACUGAAUUUGGAGGCUGGCUGGAUUUUGCUACAAUGCUUGGUUCCCUACAGAUCAUACUGAGAUAUCUAGUCAUCCAUUUUCACACCUUUCUUGCCCAGUUAGUAUCACUGAUCUGCAGCUGGCAGUGAAUCAGACUAUUCAGUUAGAUUUAUUCUUAUUAAUCGUACCAACAUGUUUGACCCAGCGCAAUUAAUGCAUGCAUGGAAAAACUAUACGUCUGAUGCAGAGGACUUGUGUACACAAACUUAUAGGAUAGGAAAAAACAACAAACUCGAGUGCUGAUGUUACGAUUGUGCUAGGAAAAUGAGAAUAUAUAUAUUAAAUGUUACGACCUGA